GAUUUUGUAAUUGUUUGGACAGGUACAUUACGCAGAUAAAGUCCAGCAGUUCUGACGUCAAGGCGAGCGUCAGUUGCUGCGCUACUUUUAAAUGUAAGCCACGGCUGACCACUGUCAGUGUGGGGGUAUUUGCAGUAGCUUACUGCCACCAGUUUUUCGCCGCGAUCAGUCGGCGGCUGGCAGUCCAAUUGGCUAUGGAGCUCCUGCAUGCACUGGCUGCUCUCUUCUUCCUAACUUUUUCUGCAGUGCCAGUAAAUGCUGACUCACAAUGCAUUCCUAAAAGCUUUGGAUAUGACAGUAUCGUAUGUGUCUGCAAUGCCACAUACUGUGAUGAAUUUGAAACAGUAACACACUAUCCAUCUGGAAAGUAUUUACUAUACACAUCAACAAAAGAUGGCCUCCGCUUUAAGAAGAGCGUUGGUUCCUUUUCUCCAAGAAAAGGUGCCUCUUGCCUGACACUGCAAGUUGAUAGAGGUACUAAAUAUCAAACUGUCAAGGGCUUUGGAACUGCAUUUACUGACUCUGCUGGGAUUAAUGUAUUUUCCCUUUCACCAGAUGCUCAACAAAAUCUCAUGAGGUCUUAUUUCACAUCCUCUGGUAUCAGCCUGAACAUGGGAAGGGUGCCAAUAGCUGGAUGUGACUUUUCUAUACGUGGCUAUACAUAUGAUGAUUAUGAAAAUGAUACUCAGCUUACAAAAUUUAAUUUGACAUGGGAGGACUACAAACUUAAGAUGCCUUUGAUUAAAUGGGCCCAGAAUCUAAGGAACCAAACCCUGAAGUUGAAAGCAGCAGCAUGGAGUCCACCUAUAUGGAUGAAAACAAACUAUGAUUUGAUGGGUGCCUCUCGUCUCCUGGACCAGUAUUACCAGACAUGGGCUGAUUACCAUAUAAAAUUCCUUGAUGCCUACAAAGAAAACGGUAUUGAGUUUUGGGCAGUGUCUACGGGAAACGAACCAGCAAAUGGUAUAGUUUUUAUACUAGCUAUUAACUCCCUUGGAUGGACACCACAAGGGCUAUUAAAGUGGACUGUUGAAAAUUUGGGUCCUUCACUGCGUGCUUCCCAACACAGCAAUGUUAAGAUUCUUGUUCUUGAUGAUCAACGUCCCUAUGUGCCUUGGGUGUUAGACAAGAUUAUGGAUGAUAAAAGGAUGCAAAAAUAUGUUGAUGGUAUUGCUGUCCAUUGGUACUAUGAUGAAGUAUCUCCAGCUCAGAUACUAACUGAAACACAGAAGAAAUACCCCACCAAAUUCAUUAUAUCAACAGAGGCUAGCAUUGUUACUUUUAUGCCAAACGUCAGCAGAGUGAGACUUGGUGACUGGUCAAAUGGAGAAGCAUACAUGACAGACAUGAUACAGGAUUUCACACACUGGGUUACUGGGUGGUAUGACUGGAAUCUUGCAUUAGACCAGGAAGGUGGCCCUAAUUGGGUAGAAAACUAUGUCGAUUCUUCAAUUAUUGUGAAUGCAAAAAAUGAUGAAUUUUAUAAGCAGCCUUUGUUUUAUGCUCUUGGCCACUUUUCUAAGUUUAUUCAUGAAGAUUCAGUGAGGAUUGAUGUUGUGCCAAACAAUAAAAAUGGAAUUAGAAGUGUGGCAUUCACAACUCCAUAUAAUGCAACAGCUCUUGUCAUCUCCAAUAAGAGAGAUCAUAAUACAAAGGUAACAAUUGCAGACCCAGAUCGUGGCUACAUUACUAUUAAAGUUCCCAAGAGAUCUUUCAACACUCUAUUGUACUGGUAAUGUACAUGUGUGGCACUUUUAAUAGUGCCUGGAAUUUGUGAGAAUGAUGCCUAAAAUUGUUGAAGAAUGUGGAAGUUUAAGAUCUGUAUAAAUAUUGUUAAAUCUAUCCUUUCCUUACACAAUAAAGAACACAAGUAAUGAUUAAAAAAA
Messenger RNA from Schistocerca gregaria, 1886 nucleotides. RefSeq names its product lysosomal acid glucosylceramidase-like. Lineage: Eukaryota; Metazoa; Arthropoda; Insecta; Orthoptera; Acrididae. Bases 195 to 1736 code for a protein of 513 amino acids. The transcript is spliced from 11 exons. Gene Ontology annotation, molecular function: glucosylceramidase activity. The record is from RefSeq and is a predicted model, not a curated record. Gene Ontology annotation, biological process: glucosylceramide catabolic process.